This is a messenger RNA of Metopolophium dirhodum (rose-grain aphid), 692 nucleotides long. RefSeq lists its product as uncharacterized. The transcript has 3 exons. Bases 18 to 692 code for a protein of 224 amino acids. Lineage: Eukaryota; Metazoa; Arthropoda; Insecta; Hemiptera; Aphididae. The record is from RefSeq and is a predicted model, not a curated record.
AAACAACAUAUGAAAAGAUGUUAUCUAUUAUAAUGGAAAAAUGUGAAGAACUAGAAAUGUAUCCGGAUCCAAAUACUAUAAAUUGUGAUUUUGAAAAAGCCGUUAUAAAUGCGAUAAAAAUCACAUUCGGAGAUGAUAUUAAAAUACAGGGUUGCUUUUAUCAUUUAUGUCAAAGUACACAACGGCAAGUACAAAAACUGGGAUUGGAAACAUAUUACAGAGAAGAUGAGACGUUCAGUAAAUUUUGUGCGAUGUUAGACGGGCUUGCCUUUCUCCCUGUCAACGAUAUUGAAACAGGAUUACUUUAUUUAAAAGAUAUCAUGCCAGACAAAGCCAAAGAACUGGUUACAUAUUUUGAAAAUAUAUAUAUUGGAAGUACUAAACGUAUAGGACGUAAACAACGUAAAAUAUCUGCUUUAUAUUCGCCAUCGGUAUGGAAUGUUAUGGAAACAACUUUACGUGAUGGUAACCGGACAAAUAAUCAAUGUGAAGGAUGGAAUCAUAGGUUUUCAAAUUUAGUUAGGUAUAAUCAUCCAAGUAUUUGGACUCUAAUAAAAAAAUUGCGCCUGGAGAUAGCCGCUGACGAAACAAAAAUUGCACCAAGAAAGUUAGGGACAUUGGAUCCACCACGAAAAAAACCAAAAUAUGUAAAGAUGCAAAAAAACUUAAGCUUCUUUGUAUUGAAUAUAUGA